ACACGCGACGCUUGCGCGGCUCGCGUAUGGCUCGGUGGCAUCACUGAGUGCGGCUAAGAAACAGACCAUACCGGACUCUACCGGAGACCUGUUCAAGUCGGAUCGAGUCAACAACAUCGAAAACGCCAUAAACUGCAGCCAGUUCGGCUAUAAAGAACGGAUCAAUUGAUGAGGUUGAAUUUUAUAUACGUAAUACGGCAUUAUUUUCCCAGACAUAUGCCUUAUUAUGCAGUUGCCAAGGGUCGCAAACCGGGUAUUUAUACCAGCUGGAAUGAGUGUAGCGCCCAAGUUAACAAGUUUCCCGGACCGAUAUAUAAAAAGUUUGCCACCGAGAGUGCAGCGCAUAAUUUUAUAAAGGAACAUUCCUCUUUAGCUACACGAAUCAAUUCUACUGAAACAACAAUUGCAAAGUCCACCGAGUCACAAAUGUUACCGAAACAACUGUUCCUACUUGGAAGGAAACAAACAACGUUGAAGACAAACGUACUAUUGCCAUUAUCAUCUUCGAAAAAAACUUUAUCAACAAAUGAUGAUACUAAUGAUGAAUUUACUGUAUAUCUGAGUAAAAGAAGGAAAAUCACAGACUCAUCAGUAUCCAAUCAAUCUACUGAGCAGGAUGACGCCAACAAAGUUGACUUUAUCACGGAUGAGGAUGGUUACGUGAAUGUUUUCACCGAUGGCGCAUGCAGCUCUAACGGCCAGAAAAACGCGCGGGCUGGUAUCGGUGUUUGGUUCCAAGAUCAUCAUCCUUUGAAUGUAUCUCGACCAGUGGAAGGACGACCCACUAACAAUAUGGCAGAGAUCCAGGCAGUUACGGUGGCUGCUAAACAAGCAAAGAAAGCUGGGGUGAAAAAGUUGAGAAUUAACACGGACUCCAAAUUCCUCAUUUCGUGCAUUACAGAGUGGAUGCCGAAAUGGAAGCAGAGAGGAUGGACAACAGUCGGCAAUAAGCCGGUUAUAAACAAAACUGAGCUGUUGGAAAUGGAAAAGGAAUUGGAAUCAUUAAUUAUCGCUUGGAAUCAUGUAAAUGGACAUGUGGGAAUUCACGGCAAUGAAAUGGCAGAUAAAUUAGCGAGAGAUGGCUGCUUACAGUAUAAAAGUCUGGACGGAUAACAAAGAUAAAUAUUUGAUUGGAAAUACAAAUUAAUAGAAUUAGAAUUAGAAAUUAUUUGUACCAUUUUAUGUAUA
Molecule: messenger RNA, 1188 nt
Organism: Dinoponera quadriceps
Lineage: Eukaryota; Metazoa; Arthropoda; Insecta; Hymenoptera; Formicidae
Gene: rnh1
Product: ribonuclease H1
Exons: 6
Coding region: 169-1113 (314 amino acids)
Biological process (GO): DNA replication, removal of RNA primer
Molecular function (GO): nucleic acid binding; magnesium ion binding; RNA-DNA hybrid ribonuclease activity
Source: RefSeq, a predicted model, not a curated record